UCCUUUCGCUCCAUGGUAGGCAUCGAAAUUUUCUCAGUUUUCUUUCAAAAUGGUCUGAAAAGUCUUAUUUCAGUGACAGAUUGUCUGAGAAAUUCUUCCCACGUCGAUACGAACCUGUACAGAUAGACACAUUUGCGAAUUUCAAGAUGAGCUUGCCAAGAAUUGACAGUACUGCUGCCAUUAGGUCAUUGACAAUGUACGCUGGUGAUUCUGGCGGUGAUGAUGACAAUGAUGACAUGCCGAUAUCUGGAUCUGAUGAUGCACAGUCCCCUCCAAAGAGGAUGCGGCUUGAUACUGAUGAGAGUAGUCAGGAUAGUAGUCGCCAUAGUACUGGUGCAAGAUUUGAGAGAAUGGGUAAACCUAACAAAGUUUCCCGCCUAGUUUCCUACGCUGCUGAUGAGUUGGAUGAGGAUGAGAAAAGUGAGGAAGGAAGUGGUGAGGAUAUAAGUAAAGACAUUCAGGGAGUUGAGUUACAGUCCUCCAGCACAUCAGAAAUGAUGGCAGCCUCACGCAGUGUUCAUCACAGAAGCACAGACGAAAUCCAGCUGCCGCCAGAACCACCAGGACGAUGUUCAACCCAUUUACAAAAGAAAAUCAAUUCCUUUUAUGAAAAGAUGCACAAGGGACAGAAUCUGAAUAAAACAAUACAGAGAAGAAAAGAUUUUAGAAAUCCAAGCAUAUACGAAAAGUUAAUAGAAUAUUGCCAUAUUAAUGAAAAAGGGACGAACUACCCACCAGAGCUAUAUGAUCCAUCGAUAUGGGGAAAGGAGUCAUUUUAUGAUGAAUUGGCCAGAGCACAAAAACAGGAAAUGGACAAACGAGACAAAGAGAAGAAAGAUCGUACUAAGGUUGAAUUUGUGAGUGGCACGAUAAAGAAAUCUUCCUCCACGGCAUCAUUACAGCAAUCAGACAGUGAUGGGAAACGGAAGUCUAAAUGGGAUGCCCAGCCACAGGUGCUGCCUGGUCAGCGGCCUCCAGUAAUCUCAACGUCAGGCUCAAAUCCUGCCGUCAUAUCUGUAUCGGCCAGUGUUACAGGGAACAAGACAACGGUUAUUUCCGCAAUAGGAACAAUUAAAAAACCAAAAUAGGCGUAGUUGCAUGGUUUUAUACUGUUGAAACAAUAGAUGUUGAUGGCCAUUGAUCAUUAUACACAGCUAUGGAGCACCAUACAGGCUGUGCUGAACUGUGAUGUGCUUUACUUUUGUUGAUAUGAAUGUCGGUAACGAAAGUAACAUAGUGACAGAACUACCUGUGAAAUUUGCCCCUCCUGCUUGAACCUGUGACCUUUCAGGUGGCAGUUCAAAUAAUGAGGGAAGCAGGUCCAGGGGGUGAGGGGGGGGGGCUGUAAGCAAGGUUAAUCUAGAUUAAGGUAAAAUUAAUUUACAUGCAUUUAGUCAUUUCUUAACAUCAUUGAUGAAGGCAAGACAGUUCUUAAUCUUAACAAUUUUCACAAAAUUUAUCAUCGAUGUAUAAUUGAUAUCCACUUGUCAUGAAAUGUUAAAAAACAGAGAAAGACAAAAUAUUAAUUAUU
Molecule: messenger RNA, 1531 nt
Organism: Lineus longissimus
Lineage: Eukaryota; Metazoa; Nemertea; Pilidiophora; Heteronemertea; Lineidae
Product: SAP30-binding protein-like
Exons: 8
Coding region: 147-1088 (313 amino acids)
Biological process (GO): regulation of DNA-templated transcription
Cellular component (GO): nucleus
Source: RefSeq, a predicted model, not a curated record